Messenger RNA from Paramormyrops kingsleyae, 2929 nucleotides. NCBI's taxonomy places the organism in Eukaryota, Metazoa, Chordata, Actinopteri, Osteoglossiformes, Mormyridae. The record is from RefSeq and is a predicted model, not a curated record.
GCUUCCUCUUCCUGUGUCACCCGGUCAGAGGUCAGGGUUCACUUGCAGCUGGAUGAGCUGGCGUUUACAUACAGGAACUAUUUAAUCAAUUUGAAAGAGCCACAAAAAUAGUGUACUUUGGAAAACCGAUAGUCGCCGUGUUGUGGUCUGCAUUCGCCAUACACCUACAGAUCUCCUGCAUUUAGCAUGAGUCUCCAGUGGACGGCAGUAGCCACCUUCCUGUACGCCGAAGUGUUCGCUGUACUACUGCUUUGUGUACCCUUUAUCUCCCCCCAGAGAUGGCACAAGAUCUUCAAGUCGCGUUUGGUGAAAGCCAUCACGACCUAUGGCAACACCUACUUCAUGGUGGCCAUCGGUAUCCUGGUCUUCUUACUCAUUGGUGAUGAUGUCACAAUCUCACGCCUGUCUGCUUCUUGGGAGGUGCGCAAGUACAGCGUGACAGAAAAAGUGGACCUGAGCAACAAUCCAGUGGCAGUGGAGCACAUACACAUGAAGCUCUUCAGGGCCCAGAGGAAUGAGUACAUUGCUGGCUUCGCUCUGCUCCUUUGCCUGCUCCUGAGGCGCUUGGUCACCCUGCUGUCGCAGCAGGCCACCAUGAUGGCGUCCAACGAGGCCUUCAAGAAGCAGGCGGAGGGAGCCAGCGACGCAGCCAGGAAGUACAUGGAGGAGAACGACAAGCUGCAGGAGAAACUGCGUGAGGCUGGGAUCCCUGUUCCUGAGCUGGGCAAGAAGGCUGGAGGAGGAGUGGAGGAACAGAACAAGGCUUUGAAGGAAGAUGUGAAGAAGCUGAAGGAAGAGCUGGACACCACUAAAAAAGCCCUCCAGAAGUCAGAGAGUGACGUGAGGGCUAUGAAGAAGCAGUCUGAGAACCUGACGGUGGAGUAUGACCGCUUGCUGGAAGAGCACGCCAAGCUGCAGGCUACCUGUGACGGCCCGCGAGAGAAGAAGUCUGACUGAGCCAGUCGGUGUGACCUCUGAUUAUCUCAGCCGCUCGCCUACCAUCCUACUGCCGCCGCCCUACUGCUUUCAUGCUGUCCAGGUGUUGCACUAAACAGCAACUGCACACCAUUACCUUGGGGAAAAGUCCUUGUCCCUUUAGCCGUGUGAAUCAUUUGGUAGAAUGUCUGACUUUUUUUUUUUUUUUUGUACUCCAUUGUGUACAAAUAAAAAUAUUGGUGGUUGGCUGCAACGUGUCAUUUAUUUGCAAAAUAAAAUUUGAAUUUCUAUCCUGGCUGGAAAGAUGCAACGUACCCAUUUCAUACUGUUUGGUUGGCAUUUGGUUUUUGGUCUUUUAUUGUCCUGUCAGGAGGGUGUUAAUCUUCUGUAUAAAAUGCUGGAGUCUUGACUAAUGAGUCAUGAGUGUGACUUUUUCUGGGACCUUUGUUGUUCCUCCUGUUCAUGAUGCUUUGUAAUCAGCUGUCAGGUUUGUUUCUUUGUUUACCAUGUUAAUGUUUGCUAUAAUUUGUUGUUCAUCUGUACAAACAAGUACUUCUCUGAAAUAAUUAAAAUCAAAGCUUCUGUGGUUGUUGAUAAAAUGUUUUUUUUUUUGUUGAUCUGCAACAUAGGAUGGCUAUAUCACCACACCGACAGUCCGUAUGUCAUCUGUGUGAGUUGACUGUAAAAUAGCCCGCUGGCUUCGUUUUGUGAUGAAGGCACGUAAUUUUAAGAGUGGCAGUCUGUCAUGGUGGUCAUCUCAUUGGAUGUUUGGAGUGUGGGACUGUUUACUUGUGCACGUUCGUCACUUUCAACCUCUGUGGAAAUCCUACACCAAAGCAAGCGGUAAAGUAGCAGCUGUCAGGAAGCUCCUUGGUGUUUUGUGCUGAAAGAGUACACCAGUAAUGACACACCUGGGGCAUGAGGGCAUGUCCCCUUUUAGAAUGGCUGGAAGACGAUACCUAGGGCUCUUGCCCCGGCUUGCAGGACUUAUAACAUCAGCGGUCAGGCUGCCUUUCCACAUGCGAGCGCUUCCUAGCUGUGCGUGGUACUGAGAAGUUGGAAAAAAUUGGGACUCUGUUUUCCCACAUGCCUAUAUGCUGUGGUCUACCAUACUGUGAUACAAUAGGACGCUUUGUGUCAUUUUCCAUUGAAGGGUAUUGAUAUAGAUAAUGUAGAUCACUAUGACUUAAGCCGGGAUAGAGGGAAACAUUGCUUGCAUAUGGGUUUGAUGCACACUACUUCCUGUUCUCAUUUAUUACCCAGUGCUAGUCCGCUGUAAACCUGCUUUUAGUGGCAUCAGUGCAUACAAGCAAUUGUCACCUUUAGUUAUGCAUACAUAAUUUUCUCUGGCAUUGCUUCAAAUCAUCAACUUCAUAGAUGUCCGAACUCAGGCCAAACCACCACUGCUCUGGUUCUGAAUGCAUAUAUCCUGAACGAGCUGCUAUAAGGCUCUGUAAGCGUCCAGCCAACUUCUGGUUAAUUUUCAUGUUGAGUUUUCUGCUUUGAGCCUGAUUUUCUUUCCUGUUGUCGCAGGUAUGGGUAGAACAGGAUUUACUGCUUUCGUUUUUUGUCUAUCUUGCAUGCAUUUUUUUCACUGCUUAUAAAACAGCUGUUUUAAUACAGCUGCCUGAUAAGAGUUUGCAACAAAUGCAUAAAGGAUUAACUUCGUGUCCCUGUUCUUCGUUUUGGCCUAGUUCUCAUGUUUCAUUGUACCAUGACUCUGAAUAGUUAGUUAUCUUAACACAAGUACAAAUUCUCCUUCAAAAAAAAAACAAUUAAUGAUCUUCAUUCUGUGUAUAUGCCCUUCAGAAUGUCACGAAUUUGCCGUAAUUUUGCGUUUGCUUUACAUCUGCCUGUUUGAUGCUUUUCUACUUGGACUGUUGUGUUGUGAUUUGCUACAAAAUAUUCACUGCUAUUCAGGUGGAUAUUUAAAACAAUAAGACCUGUAAGUCUUUGUAAAGCUUGUUAAUAAACAUUGAUAAUUUGAUGCACA